AUGCCUCGCUCAAAGUCAAAGACGCUUUCUCUUGAGACCAGGACAAAGCUCCUGGAGGCAAUCAACAAGCAGAACAUGUCUGUUGCUGAAGCCUCUCGCCGUCUCAUGGUCCCAUACACCACUGCUCGCAGUUUCAUCCAGCAUUACAAAGAAACUGGACAUGUAGAGCCGAAGAAGAUGGGCGGGAACCGGGAGCCUGUCUUGACCAAUGAACACCUUGAUUGGAUCCAGUCUAAGCUCGACAACAAGUCUGAUAUCCGCCUUGCCGACAUUCACAACGACAUGAAGAGGGCAUUCACCUUUGACAAGCUGCCGUCGAUCACCAGUAUCCAUCGCGCCAUCAACACCAAGCUGCAAUACACCUUGAAGCUUCUUCGAGUUGAACCAGCUGACUACAACAAGCCUUCUCGCAUUCAGGCUCGCAAAGAGUGGGCUCAGGACUAUGUUGAUAGCGGUUCCAGCUUGUUCAACGCCAUCUACAUUGACGAGUCUGGAUUCAAUCUUCAUCAGCAUGUCUCAUAUGGCCGUGCAAAGCGUGGCGAUCGAGCGAUCAGGAUUGUGCCUUCAGACAAGGGCCAAAACAUCUCGUACAUUGCAGCUAUCGGGGCAGAAGGUGUGGUUGCCGACUUUGCAUAUCAAGCAUCAACUACAGGGAAGCUCUUUGCGUGGUUCCUCAAGGAGAGAGUCUUCCCAAAGCUGCAGCAUCGACGGCAGAUCAUCCUUGAUAAUGCGACCAUUCACAAAACAGCCGACGUUCGCCAGGUCUUCCAGGAAAGCAUCCAUGAGUGCGUCUUCCUGCCACCUUACUCGCCCUUUCUCAAUGCUGCAGAGUGGCAUUUUGCUCUCAUCAAGCCUCGACUCUCAAAGGAAGAAUACAAGAACACCGAGAGCCUCUUGAAUGCCAUCAGAGCAAGCGCCAACACCGUCACACCAGGCAUGGUCACGUCAUGGAUCAGGGAGGUCAACAGGAACUUGAUCAGGUCCAUCAAUGGCGAGAUACUUGGGCGAGAGCAUCACUACAACAUGCAGGAAGGGGACGAAGACCUUGCAGUCCAGCUGCUCGAAGACCUGGAGAACAUGCAUGUACAGGUGUAA
This is a messenger RNA of Moesziomyces antarcticus, 1095 nucleotides long. RefSeq names its product transposase. Lineage: Eukaryota; Fungi; Basidiomycota; Ustilaginomycetes; Ustilaginales; Ustilaginaceae. Gene Ontology annotation, biological process: regulation of DNA-templated transcription. The transcript has a single exon. Gene Ontology annotation, molecular function: DNA binding. The coding region runs from base 1 to 1095 and encodes 364 amino acids. The record is from RefSeq and is a predicted model, not a curated record.